Molecule: messenger RNA, 703 nt
Organism: Thelazia callipaeda (thelaziosis nematode)
Lineage: Eukaryota; Metazoa; Nematoda; Chromadorea; Rhabditida; Thelaziidae
Source: the annotation of a GenBank genome assembly
UUUUCAUUUUCAGUCUGUGCAAACAAAAAAAGAAGAAUCAGAAGAACCUAUUGAUAUUUCUUGGCCAUCGAACUGCAGAUCACGUUUAUCAUAUCUUAUCUUGGCACCUAUUAUGCUACCACUUUAUUUCACUUUACCAGAUUCAAAAAAAUUAUCAGGCAAAAAGUAUUUUUAUGUAACUUUCGUGGGAUCAAUGUUGUGGAUUGCCUUUUUUUCAUAUUUUAUGGUUUGGUGGGCAAGUGUAAUCGGUGAGACGUUGGCUAUAGCGGAAGAGAUAAUGGGAUUAACAGCACUAGCUGCCGGCACAAGCAUACCUGAUCUCAUUACAAGUGUGAUUGUGGCACGAAAAGGUUUUGCGGAUAUGGCGGUGUCAAGUUCUAUCGGAAGUAAUCUAUUCGAUAUUUGUGUCGGAAUGCCUAUUCCUUGGCUACUACAUUUCGCUUUUCGCUGGUUAUCAAAUCCCUUCUCAGUUUCUUCCGCUGCGAGUAUCGCAGUUUCUUCGAAAGGUCUAAUUUGUUCUAUCAGUCUUCUUUUCAUUAUGCUAAUUGUGAUGAUAAUUUCUGUGUUGAUAAAUGGAUGGAAAAUGGAUAAAAUUUUUGGCGUUGUAAUGAUAACAUCAUAUGUAACAAUUUGUGCAAUUAGUGUGCUGCUUGAGAUGGGUUAUCUAGCCUGUCCUCUUAAUUAUUCUUCUGGUUGCCAAUAA